CAGGGCUCAACAAAAUGGCCGCUCGGAGCGGCGUCCCUCGCCGCGUCCUAGACUUCGCUAUGAUGAGGCCACCUCUGCGGCCUUUUUCGCGCAGCCAGGGCCCGGCCGCCCCUCUCACCGCCAAGCAGCUGGCAGAUAAAAUGCGGGCUGAGAAGCGCAGCCAACAAAAGCCUCAGAAGGAGAUUCCAAAGGACCCGGUACUGAGGCGUGUGCGGGAACUUGCUCAGACAACCCAACAGUUGCAGCGGGUUCAUCCUAACGUGCUGGCCAAGGCACUCAAACGGGGGGUCCUCUACCAGGAUAAAGAGAUUGUGGUGAUUAACAAACCUUACGGCAUCCCUGUUCAUGGUGGCCCCAAGGUGAAGAUGUGCAUCACAGAUGUGCUGCCCGUCCUGGCAAAGAUGUUGGAUGGCAUGAAAGCUGAACCCUUGCACCUGUGUCACCGGCUGGACAAAGAAACCACUGGGGUAAUGGUGCUUGCACGGGACCAGGACACCGCACACCAGGUCCAAGAGUUCUUCAGAACUCGACAGGUGGAAAAGAAGUAUUGGGCAAUCUGCGUUGGCCAACCUAAGCCAUCGGAGGGGCUGGUGGACAUUCCCAUUGUGGAGAAGGAAGUGGAGAGCCAUCAGUCACACCAUAAGAUGGCGCUUGCUCCAAACUAUCGCAUGUCCGAUGAGGAUGGGAAGCUGUUCAAAGUGCGCCAGCACAGAGAUGCCUAUAUGGCAGUGACCCGGUACCGUGAGCUGAGUAGUUGUUCCUCUUGCUCCCUGCUGGAAUUGCAGCCAGUCACAGGAGUGAAGCACCAACUCAGAGUCCACUUGGCCUAUGGCUUAGGCUGCCCAAUCCUUGGGGAUCACAAAUACUCCCACUGGAGCAAACUAGCACCACAGAAGCUCCCUGCGGGUACGUUGAAGAGACUGGGCUUGGAGCAAGUCAAAGCCCGCCAUCUUCCCCUCCACCUCCACGCCUGCCAGCUCACGCUGCCCGAGCUCAGUGGCAGGAGGGAGGAGAAAAUCCACGUGGUCUGCAGACCACCCGUCUUCUUCACGCGUUCCUUAAAGCGACUGAAGAUGGAUUUUCCCGAAUUGGGACAACAGUGAGCAAAGACUGGUGGCCUGAACUACUUUUUUGGAGAAAUGUUUUUCCGUGACUUUUUGGGACCUUAUGGGAGGUGGGGGGCGGGGGUUCCAUGAAGUGCAGAGUGCUUUGGAUCCUGAGAUAGCCAAGUCCAAAACAGAGGUCUGCUUUUCUCAGAAGCAUGGAGCCCUCCAAAGAAUCCUCAUGCUUCUGGCAGGCGCCAUAAAUGGAACUCCACAUUCCCGAGGCCUGUUUGGGGGGGAAAUGGGGCCAUUUAAAGAUUGCGCAGGCCACGUGACUUCCCUUGGUUAUUGAAACAACAGUUAUUUGUGAGGCAAUGUUCCACGCUGGGCGUUGAGAGGCGUCGGGAAGUUAGCCCAGCAGAAACUGCUGCUCUGCUUAAAUAAAUAAUUUGGCUUGUACUGAAUGGAUGUGAUCUUACUGGAGCAGAGUUUUUUUUUAAAAGAGAUGCAAUCAGUUAGGAUGGUGUAGUAGAGCCUUCCCCAGGACCUGGGGCGCUCUAGAUGCAUUGGACUGAAAUGCCCAACCUGCAGAAGGUAAGAGACCGAACAAUGAAUCAGGAAGUCGCUGAUUUGGAUCUUGCUUCUGGUAUGAACUCAGAAGAUCUGGCAAGCCAGUGUCUCCUAGCCUUAGCAGCCAUCACCCCCGCCAGCCAAUCUGCCAUAUUUGCUUCUACAGCUUGGGGAAAAUAACUUUGAUGUGUGAUGUUGGAAGGGUUACAACAAGGUAAUGUAUACAAAUAACUUUGAGCAUUCUAACC
Elgaria multicarinata webbii is the source of this 1861-nucleotide messenger RNA. RefSeq names its product RNA pseudouridine synthase D4 (gene RPUSD4). The record is from RefSeq and is a predicted model, not a curated record. Lineage: Eukaryota; Metazoa; Chordata; Lepidosauria; Squamata; Anguidae. Gene Ontology annotation, biological process: enzyme-directed rRNA pseudouridine synthesis. Bases 15 to 1103 code for a protein of 362 amino acids. Gene Ontology annotation, molecular function: RNA binding; pseudouridine synthase activity. The transcript is spliced from 7 exons.